Molecule: messenger RNA, 1611 nt
Organism: Drosophila takahashii
Lineage: Eukaryota; Metazoa; Arthropoda; Insecta; Diptera; Drosophilidae
Product: insulin-like growth factor-binding protein complex acid labile subunit
Molecular function (GO): protein binding
Source: RefSeq, a predicted model, not a curated record
AUGCAGGCGAUGCGAAUUUUGAUCGCACUGCUUCUAUCGGGAGUGUUUGCAAAGGAUCUGCAGGAGUGCGAGGAUCUGGGAAGAGGAAGUUUUCUUUGUCGGGAAAUUGAGAGUUUCGAGCAACUGAGUCGAUAUGUGGGAGAAAAGUGGAAAAGUGUAAAGGUGGUCAAUGAGCACACUGGUAUUGAAAGUGCCGAUGAGGGGGAAUUACCGGGACUCUCGAGGCUUUUGCAUUUGGAUCUAUCCGAAUCUGGGGGCGUGACUCUGGGCGAAAGGGGUCUGCGGGACUUUGAGGCCCUGCAGGAUCUCAAUCUCACCCACUGCCAACUGGAGGAGAUGCAGGUCCAGCACUUUCCCAACAAAUCGCAACUGGUAAACUUAGAUGUGAGCUUCAAUGACAUUCAGAUUGUCACUGGCAAGCUGAUGAGUGGAUUGGCAAACUUGGAGUAUGCGAAUUUCUCCAACAACCUGAUAGCGCAAAUAGAGCCCAAUGCCUUUAGGGAUCUGAAAAAGUUGGUAUUUCUGGACCUGACCACCAACGAGCAGGAGAACGUGACGCUGGGCGAGAAUGCAAACCUGCGUUAUCUGUCCAUAAGCAACAAUAAUGUGCGGGAUUUCCAAUGGUGUCGCUUGCGGGGAUUGCCUAGUUUGGAGGAACUGCACCUGCACAGCAAUUGGCUGGAGAGUCUGGACAUGGGAAUAUUCUAUGCUCUGCCCAAUCUUCGAGUCCUAAACGUGUCCAACAAUAAUUUAUAUGAGCUUAAGCGAACUCUCUUCAUGGCUCCCGGAGAAAUAGCUCCAUUAGAGCUUCUUGAUUACAGCUCGAAUAAUGUAAAGGUAUUGGAUGAUUCCAUUUUCUGCAGGUUGGGUAAGCUAAGGACCCUCAAUCUGUGGCUCAACCAGAUCAACAGGAUCCAUCCGAGAGCCUUUGUGGGUCUGAGUUCCUUGCAAUCCCUUCAGCUGCAGGGAAACAAGAUCCCGAUUCUUCCCGAGGAAGUCUUUGCCAAUCUCACAGCUUUGGAGCGAUUAGAUUUGAGUAGGAAUAAUAUCAAAAAGUUGGGUUUCGGGGUGUUUGGAGCAAGUAUUCUUCGCAGCCUAACUUAUCUGGAUUUGAGCAACAACUACAUUGCGGAUCUGCAUCCUCUGGCCCUUUCCUCGCUGCCUUUCAUCAAGGAACUCCGGCUGAGGAGGAACAAGCUGAUCAGCCUGGAUCUUCGGAUGUUUGCACCCUUGCGGCGUUUGCAGUGGCUCACGAUUGGCGAGAAUCGUCUGGAGGAGAUCGAUGAGGAAAUUCUGGACACCUUCGAACGACUCACUCACCUGGAGAUCAACAACAAUAGACUCACCUUUUUGCCCGAUCUCAAGUCAGAGUCGAGGCAGGGUCUUCGGCAAUUGCAGCACAUCAGUCUGGAGGGAAAUCCCUGGCAGUGUCUGUGUCUGGACGAGAUCACCUCCUGGUUGAAUGGCCACCAGGUGGCCUACGCUCGUCCCAGCAGCGCCUAUUUCAGUGGAAGGAAGCCCCUCUGCGUGGUCACGCCCAUGGAUAAGUGUCUGCGGAUCCUCGACGAAGUGAGGGCCCAAGGAAUCGUCGAAAGCUAUGAGAAGAUUUAA